Messenger RNA from Echinostoma caproni, 234 nucleotides. The record is from the annotation of a GenBank genome assembly. Lineage: Eukaryota; Metazoa; Platyhelminthes; Trematoda; Plagiorchiida; Echinostomatidae.
CAAUCGGAAGAAGCCUGUGCUCUGAUUAACGCUUUGUCCACUCGGGUCACUCCGGUCGCGUUGCCAUUGGGCAUUCUAUCUCCUCCGCCAAACACACUACCCAGUAUGCUUCCUACUGGCACAGUGGCAUACGUCUGUCUCACCUACAAUCCGAAACGGUUCCGUGUCCAAGGUAAUCCAUUAUCGUUUGAAAUCAGCAGCGAUACCAGCGAUCACAUUACCAAUCACGCCUGA